CAACUUUCGCAAAGCAUUGUGGGAUCCGAUGCCGGUGGAAAGCUUCUCGAAGGACCUGCAAAGAUGAUGCCCACACCGGUUAUCCUGCUGAAGGAGGGGACGGACACGUCUCAGGGCAUUCCCCAGCUCAUCAGUAACAUCAAUGCCUGCCAGGUGAUUGCUGAGGCUGUCAGGACCACCCUGGGGCCCAGGGGGAUGGACAAACUGAUGGUGGACAACAGAGGUAAGGCCACCAUCUCCAAUGAUGGAGCCACCAUCCUGAAACUGCUGGAUGUGGUUCACCCUGCAGCCAAGACUCUGGUGGACAUCGCUCGCUCCCAGGAUGCUGAGGUUGGGGACGGCACCACCUCUGUCACCCUCCUGGCUGCGGAGUUCCUGAAGCAGCUGAAGCCGUAUGUGGAGGAGGGUCUCCACCCUCAGACCAUCAUCAGAGCCUUCCGCACCGCCACCAAUCUCGCCGUCAACAAGAUCAAGGAGAUCUCCGUCUCUGUGAAGAAAGACGACAAGCAAGAGCAGAGGCAGCUGUUGGAGAAAUGCGCGGCCACAGCCCUGAACUCCAAGCUGAUUGCUGGUCAGAAGGAUUUCUUCUCCAAAAUGGUAGUGGAUGCAGUCAUGUCUCUGGAUGAGCUCAUGUCUCUGAAGAUGAUCGGGAUCAAGAAGGUCCAGGGAGGAGCUCUGGAGGACUCUCAGUUGAUCUCUGGCGUUGCGUUCAAGAAGACCUUCUCUUACGCUGGGUUUGAAAUGCAGCCCAAACGCUACGAAAAUCCAAAGAUCGCUUUGCUCAACGUGGAGCUGGAGCUGAAGGCUGAGAAGGAUAACGCGGAAGUCCGAGUGAAAUCUGUCGAGGACUACCAGGCCAUCGUGGAUGCAGAGUGGAACAUCUUAUAUGACAAGCUGGAGAAGAUCUAUCAGUCGGGAGCCAAGGUGGUUCUGUCAAAGUUACCCAUCGGUGACGUGGCCACCCAGUACUUUGCUGACAGAGACCUGUUCUGUGCUGGGCGGGUUCAGGAGGAAGACCUGAAGAGGACCAUGAUGGCCUGCGGAGGCUCCAUCCAGACGUCUGUAGGAGCAAUGACAGACGACGUGCUGGGACAGUGUGAACUAUUUGAAGAGGUCCAGGUUGGAGGAGAGAGGUACAACUUCUUUAAAGGCUGCCCGAAGGCGAAGACAUGCACCAUCAUCCUGAGGGGAGGGGCUGAACAGUUCACAGAGGAGACGGAGCGGUCGCUGCACGAUGCCAUCAUGAUCGUACGCAGAGCCAUCAAGAAUGACUCCAUUGUAGCGGGUGGAGGAGCCAUAGAGAUGGAGCUGUCUAAGUACCUGCGGGACUACUCGAGGACCAUCCCCGGGAAACAGCAGCUCCUGAUUGGAGCGUACGCCAAGGCCCUGGAGGUCAUCCCCAGACAGCUGUGCGACAACGCCGGCUUUGAUGCCACCAACAUCCUGAACAAACUGCGUGCAAAACACGCACAGGGCGGCAUGUGGUACGGCGUGGACAUCAACAACGAAGACAUCGCAGACAACUUUGUCGCCUGUGUGUGGGAGCCGUCCAUAGUGCGAAUCAACGCCCUGACGGCGGCAUCGGAAGCAGCUUGUCUCAUCCUGUCAGUCGACGAGACCAUCAAGAACCCCCGCAGCUCUGUGGAUGCACCUCCAGGUGGCGUUGGCAGGGGCAGAGGCCGUGGCAGACCCCACGCUCACUAGUAACGUGAAAUUACAACCCCCCCCCCCCCCUUUUUUUUUUUAAACUGGCACCAAAUCCAAAUGCCAGAAGAAUGCGUCUCCAGUAAUAAGUGAGGUUACAUGUAAAAGUAGCUGCAGACAAAGAUUUGAAUUUUGGAUAAAAUGAGGUGUCAGACACAUGGCAAAUGACAAGUAUAGUUAAACAGAAGGAGGGAGAAGAGUGGCUGCCUGGUAUUUGUUUUGUUUUUUGUUUUUUCACCUGUAAGUUUUCUUACUGAAGCGUUCACACUGCAACAUCUGUUAAACAUUUCAAGCACUGCAUCUUUUCACCCUUUAAUUUUUUAUUAUUAAUGGAGAAAUGAUGAACUACAAGCAGCAUGUCAGCAGUCCCGCCUUAGAAACACACUUCUGAAGGAGUCGUUCCGUCACUCUUCAUUUGGUUUUGCGUUACGUGGCAAACUGCUGUGUAACGUGGGAAGCAAAGCACUGAUGGGAUGUCGAGCAGUUCUGAACCAUUUUGUUAGUCCCGCUGUGUGAAACUAUUUAUUGAAACAUUCUCAUCAAUAAAGUCACAGCUGAAAUCGGA
Archocentrus centrarchus (flier cichlid) is the source of this 2269-nucleotide messenger RNA. RefSeq names its product chaperonin containing TCP1, subunit 7 (eta) (gene cct7). Bases 64 to 1704 code for a protein of 546 amino acids. The record is from RefSeq and is a predicted model, not a curated record. The transcript is spliced from 12 exons. Lineage: Eukaryota; Metazoa; Chordata; Actinopteri; Cichliformes; Cichlidae. Gene Ontology annotation, molecular function: ATP-dependent protein folding chaperone; ATP hydrolysis activity; ATP binding. Gene Ontology annotation, biological process: protein folding.